AUGGUCCCUGUACAGUCUUUCACAGGUGGGCUGCUGGGCACAGGUGGGGCUGCUGGUCACAGGUGGGGCUGCUGGUCACAGGUGGGGCUGCUGGUCACAGGUGGGGCUGCUGGUCACAGGUGGGGCUGCUGGUCACAGGUAGGGCUGCUGGUCACAGGUGGGGCUGCUGGUCACACGUGGGGCUGCUGGUCACAGGUGGGGCUGCUGGUCACAGGUGGGGCUGCUGGUCAUAGGUGGGGCUGCUGGUCACAGGUGGGGCUGCUGGUCACAGGUGGGGCUGCUGGUCACAGGUGGGGUUGCUGGUGCUGGUGCUGGCGGCUGGCGCUGGUGCUGGUUCCUGGUGUUGGCAGCUGGCAUUGGGGCUGGUUCCUGAUGCUGGCGGCUGGCGCUGGGGCUGGUUCCUGGUGCUGGCGGCUGGCGCUGGUGCUGGUUCCUGGUGCUGACGGCUGGCACUGGGGCUGGUUCCUGGUGCUGGCGGCCGGCGCUGGGGCUGGUUCCUGGUGCUGGCGACUGGCGCUGGGGCUGGUUCCUGGUGCUGGCGGCUGGCGCUGGGGCUGGUUCCUGGUGCUGGCGGCUGGCGCUGGGGCUGGUUCCUGGUGCUGGUGGCUGGCGCUGGGGCUGGUUCCUGGUGCUGGCGGCUGGCGCUGGGGCUGGUUCCUGGUGCUGGCGGCUGGCGCUGGUGCUGGUUCCUGCGACCGCCGGUGCGACGGGCGAGGUGCAAGGUGGCGCUGGCUGCAGUCGAUGGCGCAAACGCGAUCGCGGGCCGCUGGCGACUUCGCUGGCGACUUCGCUGGCGGGUCGCUGGCGGCGGGUCCGCUGGCGUUCGCCAUAGCGUCCGCCGCGCCCGUCGCGCUGAGAGUCGGACAUCCCUGCCGCCCAGCUGCCUGCAUCGGUCAAAUGCGAGUUGGACUGCCGUCCGGCGAUGGACUGCGGGUCAGCGGCGUGUGCGGUAAGGAACGACACCCCGCAGUGCGUGUGCCCCGACUCCCAAGCCUACAGCAGCGCCGAGAAGCGGUGCCGCGCGUCAAACGUGUGUCCUCCCCUUUCUCCCCGCCGUGCUUCCUCUCCCCCUCAAAGGCAGUGCCGGACCCGUGUGUAGGAGUGACGUGCAGCGACUGGAACGCCCAAUGCGUGCGCAAGGGCACCGUAGUGCCGGACCCGUGCGUGGGAGUGAAGUGCGCCGACUGGAAUGCCCGGUGCGUGCGAACUGAGCAUCAAAUGUGCGUCCUCUCCCUUCUUCCCACCCACCUUGCUUCUUCCCACCCCUUUCUUCACGUGUACGUGCGAGCUGAGCAGUGCCGGACCCGUGCGUAG
This is a messenger RNA of Closterium sp. Naga37s-1, 1314 nucleotides long. Lineage: Eukaryota; Viridiplantae; Streptophyta; Zygnematophyceae; Desmidiales; Closteriaceae. The record is from the annotation of a GenBank genome assembly.